CCACACCAGCUAUCCUUGGCAGACCAUCCCAGAGUCUGCAAAGAGUUAAUCCAGGCCCAGGGACAAAUUCUUCUGGGAAGCCUAAGUUCACCAAGUGCCGUUCACCUGAACUAGAGACUUUUUCAUGCCACUGGACAGAUGGGGUUCGUCACGGUUUGAAGAACCCAGGAUCAGUACAGCUGUUCUAUAUUAGAAGGUGCAGGCUUUAUGCCUUUCUGACUUUUCCAUUCUCUUCAGAAAAAAAAAACAACACUCCAUUAAAUCAAGCUGUUCCUGUCUGUCUGUGCACUAACUCUCUGUCAAAAUGCACAGUGCAACCAGAUCCACCCAUCGGCCUCAACUGGACUUUACUGAACAUCAGUUUAACGGGCAUUCAUGCCGAUAUCCAAGUGAGAUGGGAACCACCACCCAAUGCAGAUGUUCAGAAGGGAUGGAUAGUCCUGGAGUAUGAACUGCAAUACAAAGAAGUAAAUGAGUCCCAGUGGAAAAUGAUGGACCCUGUAUUGUCAACAUCAGUUCCAGUGUACUCGUUGAGACUGGAUAAAGAAUAUGAAGUGCGUGUGAGAUCCAGACAACGAAAUUCUGAAAAAUAUGGCGAGUUCAGUGAGGUGCUCUAUGUGGCACUUCCUCAAAUGAGCCCAUUUGCAUGUGAAGAAGAUUUCCAGUUUCCAUGGUUCCUAAUUAUUAUCUUUGGAAUAUUUGGGCUAACGAUGAUAUUAUUUUUAUUCAUAUUUUCUAAACAGCAAAGGUAGGUGUGAAAAAGUCUA
Messenger RNA from Leptonychotes weddellii (Weddell seal), 767 nucleotides. The record is from RefSeq and is a predicted model, not a curated record. NCBI's taxonomy places the organism in Eukaryota, Metazoa, Chordata, Mammalia, Carnivora, Phocidae.